CUAUAAUUAACAGCCCCGCUGUCCAAAUCUGGGUCAGUAGAUCGAAGUUUGAAGGAACGCGGGCACGCAGUGCAAGAAAUGGACGCACGAGACCCGGAGACUGGCGACUGGAGUCUGGAUUUGACCGGCAACGGAUGGCGCCCUGGUUCCCGGAGCCAGGGAAAGUCGGGUCCACAUCCCGGCGGGUGGACCGACGCGACCGGACUCGGGGGUUGCGCUUCUCGAUCCUUUGCCAGGGAAGCUCGGAUGAGGUUGGAUUUUUUAAAGUUGGGAUCCACUUGUCAAGUUUCCUCCGCUGGCAAGGAUGCGACUGGUGACGCAAAGGAAAAAGAGCCUGGAAGGCGAACAGUUUUGGACUUAGUGGAGCUCCUCCAAUUACACGACGAUGCCGAGGACGACGAGAGCUGGCUCUACGAGGCUCCCAAAAGGCGGACGUCGGCCGACGGGUCGCCUCUCAGGUGGUGUCGGCGGGUCUUGGACAAUCCGAGUCCCGAGACCGAGGCGGCGUCGCCUUUGCUUGCGGAUAAACUCAAUCAAGAAUCGAGGAGUUCCUACACAAGCGACUUUUCCAGACAGCCGGCAGUGCAGGAUGCCGCUGACGGCGCCUCGCUGGAUCCUUGUGACGGCCGAACAACACGAGAAAACUCCGACAUUUUUGCAGGUUCACGACGGGACCGCAUCUCCGUCCCCGAGAGAAAAAGUUUGGAGCCACAAGUUGGACUUCGUCAGCAAGUCAGCCAGCUCAAGUUGCUCAAAAUCCAGCCAGGACCGAGUCCCCCUUGCGGACCAGCCUCCGUUCCCCUGCGGGCUCUGAGGAACAGUCGAAGUCUGGACACGGACGACGGCGUGACGGCUCAUCAGACACCCGCCGCGGAUCUUCCGUCAGGUUCGGAGGAAACGAUCAAAACCGCAGCUCGGCGUGGAUCGCUGUCACUUGCUUCGGGGCUGACCGGCCCAAUAACCUCGAUCGGGAUCACCCCGAUGUGCCCGCCUGCCUUACUUUUCCAAAUUCAUGAAUCACACAGAACUAUUUGGUAGUUUUUGCUUCAACUUGCUCCCAGACAAUCAAUCAAACUAACUCGAUAGCCCGCAGCGAUCGGUCGACUUUUGGCGCAAGCGUCCCGAAUCUUGACGUCUUCCAGAAGCAUCCGGCAAGUCAUCGCACCGGGCGAGGGGCUCGUCGUCGGUCCGGGAGACGGCCACGGGGGACGCGCAGAGGUCUCAGUCGCUCAGCCCCCGGAGGAUCCCUCGGCGCG
Syngnathoides biaculeatus (alligator pipefish) is the source of this 1256-nucleotide messenger RNA. RefSeq lists its product as uncharacterized. NCBI's taxonomy places the organism in Eukaryota, Metazoa, Chordata, Actinopteri, Syngnathiformes, Syngnathidae. Gene Ontology annotation, biological process: positive regulation of microtubule polymerization; cytoplasmic microtubule organization; microtubule nucleation. Gene Ontology annotation, cellular component: microtubule plus-end. Bases 79 to 1038 code for a protein of 319 amino acids. The transcript is spliced from 6 exons. The record is from RefSeq and is a predicted model, not a curated record.